Molecule: messenger RNA, 2282 nt
Organism: Drosophila bipectinata
Lineage: Eukaryota; Metazoa; Arthropoda; Insecta; Diptera; Drosophilidae
Product: putative ferric-chelate reductase 1 homolog
Cellular component (GO): membrane
Molecular function (GO): transmembrane ascorbate ferrireductase activity
Source: RefSeq, a predicted model, not a curated record
GCCGAUCUGUUUUCCAUGAUGUGCUCCCCCUUAUCCGGCUCCAACUCCCUGGCUACGAUGACGCAGCCGCCGACGAUACGGGGCUGGCUGGUGUUGCCAACAGCGCUCUUGCUGGCGCUGGCCACAUGGCCUGAUUUCAGCCAGAGCCUGCCGCAAGGUGCUCCCGAAACAGUGUGCGACUCGAUGCUACCUUUCCACUCCGGCGGCAGUGUCCUGCCCCAGAGCAGCGUUUCACCCUUCAGAGUUGAGACCUCGGCCUCGACAGUCGGCCAGGGACAGACCCUCCGGGUGGAUCUUACCGGCGUGCCAGUCGGCUUGAACUUCGGCGGCUACAUGAUCCAGGCGCGCAACCGCAACCCACCGUACCAAAUCGUCGGUCAGUUUGGAGCUGCCCGCGAUGGAACCAUCAAGCUGAUGAAUUGCGAAAAUUCCGUCAACAACUCCGCCACUCACAGCAAUGCAGGACCCAAGCCGCAGGUGCUUCUGGAGUGGCAGUCGCCUGUAGACUUCCUGGGCGAGGUGGUCUUCAACGCCACGGUGGCCCAGUCUUAUAGCGAGUUCUGGGUCGGAGUACCGUCCCAGCCCGUUCAAAUUGUUCGCCGAGAUGUGUCGGCGGUGCCACUGCCCACCCAAGCUCCACCGGCCUCGGCAGGAACUACCCGUCCCCCCUACGUGCCACCCAAUUAUGUGGCUCCCAACAACGUGGCAGCGGCCAGCGCUGAUCCCAUCUACAAUGGAUGCGGACAGAGCAAGAACUGCUUUGGCUUUCCCAACGGAUGUGUAUCCUCCAAGACGUGUACAUCCAUCGCAGCUGUGACUGUGCGGGGCGACGUGUAUGAAUUCGAGAUUCAGUCCGGAAAGGGAACGAAUGCUGCCUAUGUGGCUGUUGGCCUGUCUGACGAUGAGAGAAUGGGUGACGACCUAACCACCGAGUGUGUGCCUGAAAACGGAAGAGUAAACCUGUACUCCUCACUGACUUCUGCGUCUCCCUAUGCGGCUGUCAGGUCAAGUGUGAGCCAAAACUCUGCCCGCCUGCUGGACGCCUCGCUGGUCGACGGAGUCAUAUACUGCCGGGUUCAGCGCGAUGCUCAGACCACCGUGCAGGGACGAAGCUUUGACCUGCGCAAUGGAAAGUACCACCUGUUGGUGGCCUCCGGAAGGAGCUUGAAGGAGAACAGCGUUGGCUAUCACGACAUUGGACGCUUGCCCUCGGCUAAGGCCAUCAAUCUGGCGGAAGUACAGGAUCUGGAGGGAUCCAGCAAGCUGUUGGUUCAGCUCCACGGUGCCUUCAUGAUUGCUGCCUGGAUCGGCACCACAUCAUUGGGUAUUAUCUUUGCCCGCUACUUUAAGCAAACAUGGGUGGGCAGCCAGAGCUGCGGCAAGGAUCAGUGGUUCGUCUGGCAUCGUCUGCUCAUGGUGACCACCUGGUCGCUCACCAUUGCCGCCUAUGUGCUCAUCUGGGUGGAGUUGAAGCGUGCCGUUUGGCAUGCACAUUCGAUAAUUGGCCUAAUCACCGUGAUCCUUUGCUUCAUUCAACCCAUUGGAGCCCUGUUCAGGCCAGGACCGAACGACAAGAAGCGGCCGUACUUCAACUGGGGACAUUGGCUGGGUGGAAACCUUGCGCACAUCUUGGGCAUUGUCACCAUUUUCUUUUCGGUGAAGCUCCCUAAAGCCGAGCUGCCGGAAUGGAUGGACUGGAUCUUGGUCAGCUUCGUAGUGGUACACGUUUUGGUUCACCUUGUUUUCUCCAUUGGUCUUUGUUUGAAUCAUUGGCAGGUGGCGGGUAUGGCCUCGGAGCGUCACCAGAGCCAGCGAGCCAACACGUUCCAGAUGGGCGACAUGUCGCAUCACCAUCAGCAUGCCAUGCGGAAUGGAAUGAGCAUGGAACGCAAGAUGGAUGCUCCGUAUGGAGCCAUGCGCAAGGGUCUCUUGGGAGUGUAUGCCGUAGUUCUGGCGCUAUUUGUUGUGGUGUUGAUUCUGUUGGUUGUGCUGGCGCCGAUCGAACAAUUCUUGGGAAAGUCAUAGGCGCCUCUUGAUCGCUUUCGUACACCUGUCGUACGUUUUGUAUAAUCUGUCCGCCCCCGCUCCAAUACUCCUGUACCAGUCUAGGGUUUUUAUCAUUUAACAAUUUUUGUUUAAAGCCUUUCCCCUCCAGUCACAGCGACUUUAAAAACCCGUGUUGUGUUGUUAUGUGUAAUUAUGCGCAAAGUGUAACCUACAGCGGAGCGCUCAGUACAUGUUAUAUAAUUUAUUAUUAAUAAAGUAAAACAAGCCAACAUAAA